Messenger RNA from Meloidogyne enterolobii, 510 nucleotides. The record is from the annotation of a GenBank genome assembly. Lineage: Eukaryota; Metazoa; Nematoda; Chromadorea; Rhabditida; Meloidogynidae.
AUGUUUGGACAGCGUUGUAAAGUAUUUAAUUCUAUUUUAAAUAAUUUAUUGACUCGUCAAAGAGUAAACCUCUUCUCAUUUUCAAAAAUGUCAGACGAAGCAGCAAAAGCGCAAACAGCAGCGCCGCCAAGUGAACCGACUGACACAAUUUUUGGGAAAAUAAUUAGGAAGGAAAUUCCGGCAAAUAUAAUUUAUGAAGAUAAUGAGGUACUCGCUUUCAAGGAUGUAGCUCCUCAGGCGCCUACACAUUUCUUGGUCAUUCCGAAGGAGCCAAUACCGUCAAUGGACAACUGUGAAGCAAAAGUGGGUUUUGUUUUUAGCAUAUAGUGUAGGUUGGUGGAAACGAAUUGGUCAGGGUUUCUCUAUCAGGAAUUGGCCUGAAAGGAAAAGUUUAAGAAUUUUGGCAUCAAGAGUGGAUACUUACUAUGUAGAUUUUUUGUUAGAGGUCCUGAAUUUUUCCCAUUUCGAAACUGAACGAACGAAUAUAAAAUUUUUUGGUGUAAUGUCUUC